AUGGCCUACACUCUCGUCCUUGUUAUCCUGGCUACGUACUUGAUCUGGUGGCAGUUGGUUCCGGAGAUCAGAAAAUGGCACAACUUGGUUCCCGCCGAUUGUAUGAUCGCAGGGAAGGCACAACUGUUGUCGUAUCACACUCACCAUGGACAUGAAGUGCAAGUAGCACAUCUACCCGUCAACGUGAGUCACAUACAAUGUCAUGGGCAGAUAGGAAACGACAUUGAAAUGUCCGACAUGCAAGGCAGCAAGACAUACAACCCGGAGAACGACGUUAUCUUUUGCUCCACGGGGACCACGAUCAAUAACGGCUCGACCGCCUACAUCAAGUUAGAAGACUGGCACUGGCUUGACCCCGAUGAGCAGAAAGAUGCCAUUGGCAAGUACGAGGAGGGCAAAUCUUAUUUCUGCUGGGUCGAUCCGACGAGCCCCAACUACGUCACUUUCGAGAACAAUCAAGACUGGUCAGCCAUCUUCUACCCCCUCGUCUGCUUGUUCCUGAUAAUUUUCCUCUGCUGGUCUGCAGGGAGCUUCACUCUCUUCGGGUAA
Guillardia theta CCMP2712 is the source of this 549-nucleotide messenger RNA. RefSeq lists its product as hypothetical. The transcript has 8 exons. Lineage: Eukaryota; Cryptophyceae; Pyrenomonadales; Geminigeraceae. Bases 1 to 549 code for a protein of 182 amino acids. The record is from RefSeq and is a predicted model, not a curated record.